GCCACGUCAUCAGAGAUGCGCGUAGGUGGGCACGCUGUUUUUGAUUUUGACUCUUAGGCAAAAACAAAACAUUCAGGAAUCCAAAUCCUAAGCUCGAAUCAGAAAAACUCAUCGGAGAUUCUCUCUUCGUUUCCGGAGCUAAUAUCGAUUCAUCUUGUGGCUCAAUUCUUUUAAGAAAGAGGAAGAGACGAAGCGAGAGAUAUGGAUUGGGACAACGUAGCUGCUGAGGAUGUGAUCGAGGCGCUGAGAGAAGUUGAAUGGUCGACGCCUCCUCGUUCGUUCGGCGAGUUCUUCUCUAGAUUCGCAUUCCCUCGCUCUUUCUCUAAAUGGAAGAGCCGUCUCAAAUGCAAUCUCUACUACUAUAGAACGAAUUACUUCAUCCUGGUGAUUUUCGUUCUGGGUCUUGCGCUUAUCACAAGACCAUUGGCUAUUGUGGGUGCUGCUUUUACAGCCUUGAGCAUAGCGUUCCUUAACGACAGUUUUGCAGCUACUUUUAAUGAGAAGUUUAUAAGGACUAUUAGGCACUUCUCCCCGCAUAUGGCUGCAAAAAUGAGGCCUCCCCACAUGCCUGUUAUCCGUGGAAGAUCAGCAGCAAGAAAGACAGUAUACGUCUGUGGGAAACCACGUUGGGUAUUCGUUGUUAUCUUCCUAACAGCCAGCCUUGUCAUGUGGUUUUCUUCCUGCGGUUUGUUGUGGGUCCUCUAUGCACUUCUCACUUCCCUCGUCGUGAUUGUUCUUCACGCAAGCGUGAGAACUCCAAACCUGAAGGCACGCUUGAACACAUUCCGUGAAGAAUUUCGGGCUGUCUGGCGUAACUACAGUGAACUUUGAGUCACAGGCCGCUACACAAUCUAGAAGCAAACCAAGCAGCCAUCAUGUUGCCAAAUUUUGGGAGAUACAGCUCUCAGUUUCAUGGUUAAGAUGGUUAUUGGCUGUUCAGUCGCAGACAGAAUAGGUUCACUGAAACACUGGACAUAAAUUGUCCAAGUUACUUUUAAUUGGUGUAGUGAUGCUCAUACUUUUCAUAACGUGUUAGUGAUUUGACUUCACAAUAAUACUCUUUUCUUUGUUUUUUUAUAUAUAAAUAGAUCCAACAAGAACUGAAUUACGCUUCAAGUACAAAAUUUGAAGAAAGACAGAGCAUCUAAAAUAAAUUAAAAGGUGUUUUCUAUUUCUCAAGACUUGACAAAGUUCUUGAGCGUUUUCAGCCACAGUAAGUGCUCUUUACUAUCUUUGUUGAUCAUAUACUCGUGCAAGAAGUUGAUCAUGCUCGGCUCUAUCCCUCUAAUCUCGAUGUACCUAUGGAAAGCCUUCCUUAGCUUUUCAUCCAAAGCCCGGAAGGAAGGGCCUUCAUAGGCAAGUUCAUCCUUGGAAGGAUCAUCAGGGAAUGUAACCCACAUGUCCUUGAUUGCAAUCUUGUCUGGAAAAGCAGUACAUCUGAAUUCCAAACUUGGUCCUGUCUUCUUGGAAAGAGUUACUAAGAGAGGCACAUUGGAUUGCUUCGGCUUCUCUGGCUUAUCCUCAUGUUGUUCAUCCUCUUCAUUUUCUUCCUCAUCGUCAUCUUCGUCAUCUUCUUUAUCGCCUGUCACAAGAUUAGUCAUGUGUACUUCAACUAUAACACACUCUCCUUCGUAAUCUCUAGUCAAUGUCACGAUCUUCGAUCCUGGUUUGUCUUCCAUUUUGAAAGGGAAACCAUUUGGAGUUUCUUCAACCUUUAUUCAGUAAUCAUCAGCUUGAUCGGCGAAUCCAAUCUCGGCUUCGAUCACUCGGAGAAGCGGAUCGUUCGGGGAAACUCUCUUUUUGGCAGAUGUGGUAAAGGGAUUAAUACCAGAAAUGGACGGCGUCAGAUGUCGCAGGCGGCCAUGAGCGGCGCACGACUGGCCCGGGAAUGAGUAAACGAAUGAGCGAUUUUUGCUGCAGUUUCCGAUAAGCCGCGAGGCUGCGCGACGUACCAAAGUCGCCAUUUUUUGUGUUGAAGCUUGAAUUUGAAAAAAGAGAGAGAGAGAGAGAGAUAAUAAUUACUCUCCGAAGGUUUUGAUUUCCUUUAGGGUUUAAAGGAUUUUUCUUUUCCCUGCAUUUGAGUUGGUAAUUAGUGUUCGUUUAAAAAACUUGGAUCGUAACAAUUUUAAAGCGAUCCCACUAAAACUGGGCUUAAUAACAUAAAUCAAUCUUAACGACUCGGGUAUAUUAGCCCAUUAUAAAUACGGGCCGUCUCAG
This is a messenger RNA of Thlaspi arvense, 2217 nucleotides long. Lineage: Eukaryota; Viridiplantae; Streptophyta; Magnoliopsida; Brassicales; Brassicaceae. The record is from the annotation of a GenBank genome assembly.